This is a messenger RNA of Ochlerotatus camptorhynchus, 1951 nucleotides long. RefSeq names its product dnaJ homolog subfamily C member 11. Gene Ontology annotation, biological process: cristae formation. The transcript has 7 exons. Lineage: Eukaryota; Metazoa; Arthropoda; Insecta; Diptera; Culicidae. The coding region runs from base 70 to 1758 and encodes 562 amino acids. The record is from RefSeq and is a predicted model, not a curated record.
CAAAUUGAGAAAAACCUGCAGAAUAAUAUUGAAACCUUUUUGAAUCUUGAAUCGUAAAAAUCAACCAGUAUGGACGAUAACGACGAGCUGGAAUUUGUGGAGGAGGAUUACUAUGCAUUCCUGAAUGUACCGCGAAAUGCAACGCCGGAGGAUAUCAGCACUGCCUACAGGAACUUCAGUCGGAUGUACCAUCCGGACAAGCAUAUCGACGUUCGCAACAAGGAGAAGGCGGAGAUGAUGUUCAAUCGAACGAAGAAAGCGUAUGAGGUGCUGUCGGAUCCGCAUCAGCGUGCAAUCUAUGAUUCCCUCGGGAACAAGGGUCUCGAAACGGAAGGUUGGGAGUUGAUUCAGCGAACGCGGACGCCAGCGGAAAUUCGAGAGGAGUACGAGCGGCUGGCCCGUGAACGUGAGGAAAGGCGACUGCAGCAGAAGACCAAUCCUCGGGGCAACAUCACGGUGCAGAUCAAUGCAACGGACAUCUUUAGCCGGUAUGAAGAUGACUACGAUGAUGGGGGGCUGUUUCCUACAAUUGAAGUCUCCGGAAUGAGCAUGUCGCAGUCGAUCGAGGCUCCACUGUCCCGGACAGACACGGCAACGCUUUCCGGAAACCUUCAUCUGCAGAAUGGGGUUGGUAGCGGCAAUUUCCUUCUGUCCGGAAGAAGACUGAUUAAUAAGGGAUGGUUCGAAGUGGAUUGCGGGGCUGGUAGCGGACCUGUGCUGGGGCUGAAGGGUUCGAGAAAUCUCACCAAUCGACUCUUUUUGAACGGAGGCACGACGGUGAACUUUCGACAGAAUGCUAUCAUUCCUGGAAUUGCUAGCACAUUGGCAAUCCAACUAGACAAACAUACGGUUGGCUACUUGACCUACAACGCCGGUUUGCAGAGUUCGAUGUCGACCACGAUUGAGCACAACGCGGAAAGGUAUCACUAUAAUCUGAGCGGUACGCUUGGCAUUCCUCACUGCUAUCUCACUGCCAGCUAUACGAGAAAGUUCCUCGAACAGGAGCUCAAGCUGAGGGUAGCGCUAAAGGGAGGCACGUUCGGAUUCCUGGCGGAGUACGGUGCCGAGAAGAAGGUUUCCAAAUACAGCUCUGUUGUGGCAACCGUCAGUUUAGGUGUCCCUACUGGAGUAACGCUGAAAGUGAAGAUCAUUCGUUCGACACAGACGUACCUAUUUCCGAUUCACCUAAGCGAAGAAAUAAUUCCGGCGGCUAUAUUCUACGCCACUGUGACGCCUCUACUAACGUACUUUGUACUGAAAAAGAUGCUCAUAGAUCCAAUGAACGAGGCGGCCAAACAGCGAAAUAUCGAAAAGGUCAAGGAAACCAAUCGAUCGCGCAUGGCUGAAAAGCGCCGGGAAGCGGAAUCGGCCAUCGCCCUGAUGGGGGCGCUGUACGAACGCAUUCGCAACGACGAACAGAAGCGAAAAGGCUUGAUCAUCGUGACGGCUUUGUACGGAAAAUUUAACGCUGAUGAAAAUGUCUCCAUCGAACAGCGCGACGAAAUGGGAUUCAUUCAGCACAACCCGAACGUGAUCGAUGUCAGACUUCCGCUGCAGUGCCUCGUUAAGGAUUCCCGCCUGCAGUUGUAUGGUUCGACAAAGAGCGAGCUGCCCGGUUUCUAUGACCCGUGCUUCGGAGAGGAAAAGCUUCUCCGGAUCGACUACGAGUUCCAGGAGCGAUCCUACAGCAUUACGGUAGCGGACAGCGAAGAUAUUAAAAUUCCUGAAAACGGCAGCAGCUCCCCGGGGCAAAGUUGAAUUUGUGAACUAAAAAGCUUCCAAAGCGCAUCGUAGACCGGUGGUAGUCGUGUUGUUAACCAGUGCUUAGAUUUAAACUGCGACUGCUUUCAAGAAAACCUGUUUAGUCAUAAACGAAAAGGAGCAUGUCGCUGCUGUGAACGAAAGUGUUCAAACUGCCGGGAAAAUAGAGACUUGUUACAAAUCCCAAUGU